AUGUUAAUGUGUUGUAAUUCAAAAAGAUUAAAAACGGGUGAAUCCCCAAACAGAUCGAAAUCAAAACCAAAACAACGAAACAGUGAGAUCUGUCCGAUGUUUACAAAGGAACGAUGGAUAGAAAUUAUGAAGAGAUCAUUUGAAGACUAAGGAUAUUCAGAAUUAAGUUAUAAUCUUAGACAUAAUUUUCCACUUGAAUUGAGAUGUCAAGUUUGGUUUUGGCUUACAGAAAAAGCCAGAAUCAAAAGUUGUUUAUAUCAAAAGCUUUAAUUUGAAUCACCAUCUGAGCAAUAAAUACUUAAAGAUCUACACAGGAGUUUUCGAUCAAAACGAAAUACUAAGAGGAUUUCUGGUUCUUCUGAUUCUAGCUAACCAGAUAAGAAUUAAGAACAAGGAAAAGUUGAUUAGCAAAAAUUAGACAAGUUGAAAAGGAUUCUAAUUGCAUAUUCGAACUUGGAUAAGGAAGUUAAAUAUGUCUAGGGAAUGAAUUUUAUAGCAUCUUCUAUACUUGAACAGCUAGAAUAAGAAGAAUUGUGUUUCAUAAUUCUAAAUCACAUCUUAAACAUUCAAAAUUAUAGAAAAGUAUUUUUAAUGGAUAUGACAAUCCUUGAGAUUAUUGAUAAGCGGAUUUAGUUUGAAGUUCCUCUUAUUUAUAAUAAAAUGUAAGAAUUAAAAGUCAAACCACAAUAUUGUUUUGACACUUAUAUAUUUUCAUUGUUUUAACUUGUCAGAAAGGAAUUAGCACAUAGAAUAAUAGAUAUUUUCUUAUUUGAAAAAGAAUCCAUUUUGUAGACUGUUAUCAUAUAAUUACUAAAAAUGCAAUAAGUUGAAAUUUUGAAGUGUCAAGAUCAAGAUGAAAUGAUUAUAUAUAUAAGAAAUGAUCUUAUAGAAGACGCCCUCGACAAAUUGGAUGAUGGAAAGGAUUAUUUAUCCUAGUUGCUUUCAAUUCAUUUAUGA
Molecule: messenger RNA, 957 nt
Organism: Paramecium tetraurelia
Lineage: Eukaryota; Ciliophora; Oligohymenophorea; Peniculida; Parameciidae
Exons: 3
Biological process (GO): activation of GTPase activity
Molecular function (GO): GTPase activator activity
Source: RefSeq, a predicted model, not a curated record